This is a messenger RNA of Pistacia vera, 1736 nucleotides long. RefSeq names its product cell division cycle protein 123 homolog. The transcript is spliced from 3 exons. Gene Ontology annotation, cellular component: cytoplasm. The record is from RefSeq and is a predicted model, not a curated record. The coding region runs from base 456 to 1463 and encodes 335 amino acids. NCBI's taxonomy places the organism in Eukaryota, Viridiplantae, Streptophyta, Magnoliopsida, Sapindales, Anacardiaceae.
UUCAAUUAAGCAAUUAGGUUUUCUUUUCUGCAUUUCUGGGAAAAAUCAAUUUUUUUUCAGUUUUCAAUUUCGUGGUGACCUUCACUCCAUCACUCCAUCAUCUUCAUUUCGGUGUCUGAACGAAAAAAACUCAAAAAAAGAGACAACCGAGAUUUCGAUUAAACAUUGAGUACGAUAGUUCGUGUUCUCCUUCAGUCCCUCUGGUACUCCGUUUGCUUACUGAUUUGAGUGGUUUGUGUUGCGUCAUUGAAGUCAAUCUCCAUUUGCACUUUGCACAUUUCCAUUCACCAGAAGCCGAAGCCCGAAGGUGUGUGCAGCUUGGAUUUUUUACGAAAGAGACAACGGAGAGGCUACAUCUGCAGUUAUAGUUCACUUGAUUCUACACCUGUAGUUUAUAAGAUACUAGAGUAACUUCAGGCACGAUAAAAACAAGUUCUUUAUCUACAAUUUCAUCAAUGAAGGAAGAAGAAGUGAACCGGUGCCAGAUUCAAGAAUGGUACCCGAAGUUUAAAUCUGUGUCCAUUAAAACCCUGAUUCACGAACUUCCAGAGUCUUUUGUUGAGUAUCUUCUGGAUGACUCUGGGCCUUUCGUCCUGCCUGCUUCUGUUUCAAACGAUGAUGCCCUUCCCAAUAGAAUCCAUAAUCCUUAUGAGGAAGAAGACUAUCAGGUAUCCGAAGGAUCUGGGGAUGAAGCUGAGCCGUCAUCUCCCCCUUCUUUUCCGGAACUAGAAGUAAAGAUUAGGGAAUCCAUUGAAUCCCUUGGCAGUGCAGUUUUUCCUAAGUUGAAUUGGAGUGCACCAAAAGACUCCUCUUGGAUUAGCACAUCUGGGACACUUCGAUGCGCUUCAUUUAGUGAGAUUGCACUCUUGCUAAGAUCAUCAGAUUCAUUGGUACAUGAUCUGUGUCAUGCAUACGAUUCGUGUAGUGAUAGAACCUUAUCAAGACCCCAGAAGUUCUUUCUUGCUCUUCGCAAGUGGUAUCCGUCUUUACGACCAGAGAUGGAUUUUCGAUGCUUCGUAUGGGGUCAAUGCCUAGUUGGAAUUUCUCAGCGUGAAGUCACAACAUUUUAUCCUGCUCUUUGUGAGAAGAAAGAUGAUCUAAAAGCAUUGAUUCUAGAUUUUUUUUUUAACAACUUGAGAGAGAAAUUUGAAUCGGAAAAUUACACAUUUGAUGUUUAUGUUACGGAGGAUGAGCGGGUAAAGGUUUUGGAUUUUAAUCCUUGGGGUGCAUUUACACUGCCACUACUUUUUACCUGGGAGGAAUUGGAGCAGAAUCUUAGAGAAGAAAGCGAUUCUGUGGCCUUCAGAAUUGUGGAGAGCCAGUGUGGUGUUCGACCAGGUAUAAAGACAGCCGUGCCAUAUGACUACUUGGAUACCAGUGAAGGGAGUGGUUGGGAUCAAUUUCUUAGGAAUGCUGAUGUGGAGCUGCAUCGACAAACCCGAGCACCUGAAGCAGGUGCUUGAGGAUCCGAUUUUUUUUUUUUUUUGAAAGUUUUGAUGUACUAAGUUAUGCUUGUUUUGUUUCAUAUUUUUCCUAUAAAUGACAUCAGUUACUGGUUUAUAUUAUACAGUCACUGAAGUAUUGCUCCAAACAAAAAAAGUGCAGGGUAAAUCUUUACUUGUUAUAAACCUUUUCUCUCUCCUUGGUCCUUCCUUUCUUUGUUAUUCCUCUGACUUGGGGGAACAUUAAUCCUUUAGACAAUGGAAAAUAUAUAUUGACUGGCAAAAUGACACUAA